AUGUAUGGAGAGACUGCCCUAAAAUUGAUCCGAGAUUGUCGCCGUAAUCCAGAUCAUCCGUCCCAAUACUCUGAAGACACUGUCCGAGCAGUAAUCACCGAAAUCAAACUCUUGGCCAACGAAACAAACCUCCUCGUAUCCGAAUACGUCCUCAACAAUGCCAGACCACCGCCUCCCGUAGCGGCCGCCGUAGCAAUGCACACUCUAGCCAUAAAGAGAUCAAAGAGAUGUCUUCUAGCAUACCAUCUACAUCGAAUCAAACUCGUCAAGGAAUUAGUCUGGACGGUGGGGAGCAUACCUGCAGACACGAGACAAAAGUGCUCGCCUACAGAGAUUGAAUUCUCGCAGGGGUAUAGGAAUGCUCUGAUGGCUUACAGAGCGGAAUUCUUGGAUAUAGAUUUGACGGCUGCGCCUGUGCCUCCUGGUGAUGUCUUCGUAGAGGUUAGAGUACUCAAGGAUUGUGGAGAGGUGCUGACAGAGUCGGGAACUAUACAGUUAGCUAAAGGUACCCAGCACUACGUAAGAAGGACGGAUGUGGAACAAUUCAUAACUCAGGGGUACUUGAAACACGUCGAGUAG
Molecule: messenger RNA, 579 nt
Organism: Synchytrium microbalum
Lineage: Eukaryota; Fungi; Chytridiomycota; Chytridiomycetes; Synchytriales; Synchytriaceae
Exons: 1
Coding region: 1-579 (192 amino acids)
Biological process (GO): DNA replication; DNA strand elongation involved in mitotic DNA replication
Cellular component (GO): GINS complex
Source: RefSeq, a predicted model, not a curated record